AUAACCCAAUACCACCGACUCUGUCUCUCUCUCUCUCUGAACCAAUGGAUCGUCGUUUCUCUCUCAUUUUCUUAUUCGUCUUCGUCGCAACGGCGACGACGUCGCAUGUGGUGGAGGAUCCUGUUCAAGUCGCGAUGACGUCGGAUGUGGUGUUGGAUAAUGUUCUCUCUGAAGAAUCCGAAGAUCCCGAACCCUUAAUACGGCAGGUUGUUGAUGGCGCCGAGAACCUGAACGCCCCGCGGCUGGGCGCGGAGCACCACUUCGAACUCUUCAAGCGGAGGUUCGGUAAGUCGUACAAGUCGAAGGAGGAGCAUGACCAUAGGUUCAACGUGUUCAAGGCUAACCUGCGCCGAGCUCGUCGCCACCAGAGUCUGGACCCGUCGGCCACUCACGGCGUGACUCAGUUCUCCGAUUUGACCCCGUACGAGUUUCGAAGGGAUUUCUUGGGUCUCAGGAAUCGCCUCAGGCUGCCCUCCGAUGCCAACAAGGCCCCGAUUUUGCCGACCGAUGAGCUUCCCACCGAUUUUGACUGGAGAGAUCACGGAGCUGUUACCACAGUAAAAAAUCAGGGUUCGUGCGGAUCAUGCUGGAGUUUCAGUUCGACUGGAGCCUUGGAAGGUGCUAACUUCCUUGCCACAGGGAAGCUUGUUAGUCUCAGCGAGCAACAGCUUGUGGAUUGCGAUCAUGAGUGUGAUCCAGAGGAACCACGUUCAUGCGAUUCUGGGUGCAAUGGUGGGUUGAUGAAUAGUGCCUUCGAGUACACACUUAAAGCUGGUGGACUUAUGCGAGAGGAGGACUAUCCUUACAAAGGUACCGAUCGUGGGACCUGCAAAUUUGACAAGAGCAAGAUUGCAGCAUCAGUGUCCAACUUCAGUGUCGUUUCCCUCGAUGAAGAUCAAAUCGCUGCUAAUCUUGUGAAAAAUGGCCCUCUUGCAGUGGCUAUCAAUGCGGCGUUCAUGCAGACAUAUGUAGGGGGAGUUUCGUGUCCGUACAUAUGCUCAAAGAGGCAGGAUCAUGGGGUGUUACUGGUGGGGUAUGGGGCAGCUGGGUAUGCUCCUAUCCGAAUGAAAGAGAAGCCAUACUGGAUCAUCAAGAACUCAUGGGGUGAAAACUGGGGAGAGAAUGGGUUCUAUAAAAUCUGCAGGGGUCGCAAUAUCUGCGGAGUGGACUCCAUGGUCUCGACAGUUGCUGCAGUGCAAACUUCUUCACAGUAGGGCGUGAAUUCUAGUAAUGUUCAUCGUCCUAUAUGUCUGUAUAUAAAAGGGAUAUGGCACUCAUAUGUUAACUUGAUGUCCUUGACAAUUUACUCGAAAUCCUCCAAAAAAAACUUCAGUUACAUCAUACUGAAGUAUGUCAUCGGGUGUAUUAAGUCAAUUGUUAUAUGUUUUAGUGCAAGUUCUUCA
Molecule: messenger RNA, 1403 nt
Organism: Juglans microcarpa x Juglans regia
Lineage: Eukaryota; Viridiplantae; Streptophyta; Magnoliopsida; Fagales; Juglandaceae
Product: cysteine protease RD19A-like
Exons: 4
Coding region: 45-1214 (389 amino acids)
Cellular component (GO): lysosome
Molecular function (GO): cysteine-type endopeptidase activity
Source: RefSeq, a predicted model, not a curated record